AUGCCUCUUAUUUGUAAAGUGAAUCAAACCAAGCCGACUGUUCAACUGGCCUCUGUUCUUCCUGCGACGGUGUCGACUGCUACAAAUGUUUAUAGUUCUUCUUCUGGGUUAGGAAGUCAAGUUCCUAUUGAUUCUACAAUUGAUCGAAACACGAAAACACUUGUUAUUAAUCCUCAACCUUCUUUAAUUCCUCAAGCCAUUUUGGAAUCUCAUGAAUCCUCGAUGGAUCGAAGUCUGCCUAAAUCUCAAAUCUCUGCUCCUGAGAAAGGAAUUCAGAUCCCAGUUGUUAUUUCGAAUACUCAAAAUCUCUCUGGUCUUCAUGUUCUUGCUUCUAAUAUUGUUUUUGGUUCUGUAAAUUCCAUGAACUCUUCCAAACCUGCUAAGAGGCAUGGUUUAUCAGAUUCCCUGAUUUUAGUGGAGUCUGAUUCUCAAACUUUAGUUCAAAUGGUGAAAGGAAUAGCUGCAGUUCCAUGGAAAUUGCAAUAUUUGUUAAAGAGGAUUAAUUUGUUGUUUGGAAUGAUGAAUUUGCAAAUAUCACAUAUUUACAGAGAAGCUAAUGGAAUUGCUGAUUUCUUAGCUUCUUUUGCUGUUCAGACAAAGAAAUACACUGAAUUCUCUGACAGUAAUAUAUUGCCAGUUGCUGGAAGGCUUAUUCAGAGGCAAGAUCAGACUGGUUUACCUAAUAUCAGAUUGAAAAGGAUACUUUGUGGUCAAAGGCAGGGAAUAGAUCCUUUGGGAGGGAAUAACACCAUCUCUAUGCCUCUUAUUUCUCAAGUGAAUCAAACUAAGCCGACUGUUCGUCUGGCCUCUGUUCUUCCUGCGAAUGUAUCGACUGCUGUAAAUGAUCAGAGUUCUUCAUCUGGGUUAGGAUAUCAUGUUCCUAUUGAAUCUGUUAUUGAUCGAAACACACAGAGAAUGCUUAUGAAUCCUCCACCGUCUCUAAUCCCCCAAUCCAUUCCUUUGGAAAAUCUUGAAUCCUCGAUGGAUCGAAAUCUGAACAAAUCUCAAAUCCCUGCUUCUGAUAAAGAUACUCAGAUUCCAAUAGUCAUUUCGAAUUCUCAAAUUCCUUCAGUUAAAUCAGAACAGUACACUGAGUUUUCUGCAAAUAAUUUUCUGCCAUCCAUUGGAAGACUGAUAUUGCAACAAGAUUUAUAUGGCUUUCCCUCUGCCAGAUUGAAGAGUUUGAUAUGUGAUCAAAGAGAAGAAUCAAGAGCAGUUCUUCAGUUUCUGUUGGAUGCUCCUUUUCCAAUCUGCCUGGACUAUCUUCUGGACUUCUUUUGUGAGCUUUUGAGUGUGGAUGACCAGAUUAUUAAGGGGCUGAGACUUAUUAUUUGGGACAGACUGUUGGUCUUCCCUGUCUCUUCCUGGACUGUAUCUGAGGCUGUCUUCUGUGGCUUAAGGCGUUUGUUCAGGAUUGUUUCAGCAGGAUGGAAAGAAGACACUACAAAGGGAUUAUAUUUUUGA
Molecule: messenger RNA, 1464 nt
Organism: Ilex paraguariensis (yerba mate)
Lineage: Eukaryota; Viridiplantae; Streptophyta; Magnoliopsida; Aquifoliales; Aquifoliaceae
Source: the annotation of a GenBank genome assembly